Pieris macdunnoughi is the source of this 831-nucleotide messenger RNA. The record is from the annotation of a GenBank genome assembly. NCBI's taxonomy places the organism in Eukaryota, Metazoa, Arthropoda, Insecta, Lepidoptera, Pieridae.
AUGAAGGUCUUCCUAAUUAUUUCGUUAAUUAAUUGUGCCUUCGCUGACAAGAGAUGUCGUGGAAUUGACUUCGACCAAAAAUAUUUCAACGUUGAUAUUAUCAAAGAAGGUAUAAACCAUCUACAUGAUAUAGCUUUAAACAGAAAUGACAAUAAUGUGUAUUUCACAUACGAAACUUUAUCUGAAGUACCUUCAAAAGUCUUGGGCUAUCUGGACAUCGCUACAAAGAAAGCAGACGUCAUACAUGGUAUUCGUAAUGCAACUGCAAUUACUAUAGAUCAAUUCUACGGUAAAGUAUACGUCGGUGGUGCAGAUGGUCUUUUUAAAAUAAAUGAUCAAAAGUUAGUAGAGAGACUUCCGAUACAAGAUGAUAUAAGAAGUCUAUAUUUUAGAGACGCGCUAUACUUUACAAAUUGGAAUAGAGAAGCAUACAAGUUCGAAGAUGGAUAUGCCACUUUAGUUCGAGAAUUGCGUGGAGUUAAAGUGGAUAAAUUUGUUAUAGAUAAUGACGACAAUAUAUUUUUUACUAUAGAUAAGAAGUUAUUUAGGGUUAAAUUAGGAACUAGAGCUAUAAACUCACAUGAAAUGUACACAGUUGAUUAUUUAACCACUGAUAUAUAUCAUAGGCCGUACAUUUGCACAAGUAAAGGAGUAUACAUGUAUAACAAAUACAAAUAUGUUUAUGAUAAAGUAUCUAAUACAGCUGGAUUAAAGGGUUUGACGUUUAACAAGAGAAAUGAACCGCUUUACGCGGUAGCUGAUUACUUAGUUAAAUUAAAAUUAAGUGAAAUACCUUGUUUCGAAGAUUUAAGUUCGUAUAGCGGAUAUUAA